Molecule: messenger RNA, 2931 nt
Organism: Peronospora farinosa
Lineage: Eukaryota; Oomycota; Peronosporomycetes; Peronosporales; Peronosporaceae
Source: the annotation of a GenBank genome assembly
AUGCGCUUUGACGGUCUGCGGACACGCAGCGUCAGUGCACGGCCCACGCCUGCGCCCGCGCCCGACGCACAUCUGCAUCGUGGUCACAGCGCCAUGCCGCAACCUAUCUCACGCAACAAGUCGCGACCGGGGCCGCCGCCGUCCGAUGCGUCGGAUGCGUCUUAUACGGAACCACUGCUGCCUCCUAUGGACGAGCUCUUUCCUCGGACCGACCUGGAUCCACGCGUAAAGAAACGUCUCGUACGUGUAGCCAAUGGGACGUCCAAUGCAUUAAUCAAGGACACGCUGAUGCAGGACAAGCGGGGUAGCGUCUUGUGGCGUCCGGCACAGCGACCGAGAGGCGCACCGGGUAAUAUUCACGUCUUACGUGGCACUGCAAGGGACGUGAGUGAAGCAAAAGAUGCAACAUGUGUCCGAGCAGUAAGCGAUGAUGUCCACGCGAGUAUUGAAGAGUUUGCUCUGUUGUUUAAACUGGACUCGAGUCGAGAAGCAGCCGACCAUUUGCUCUUGUUUAAUGCAGACUUGAUGCAACAUUCGACGUUGUAUACAUUAGUAUCACCUUCUGGACAACAGCCACGAAGAUAUGUGGGUGUCAAGUGGGCACUAGUGGCCUCGCCAUCUAGGUUUUUCCGGAACAGAGACUUCUGCUACUUGGAGUGUCAGAAAGAGUUUACGGAUGCAAGAGGAAGACGCGGAUGGGUCAGAUCGUUACAUUCACUGAAGUUAUCGUGCUGUCCGUCAUUAGAGAAGGAGCACGGUAUUGUGCGAGCGAGUAUCUACAGGUCGGGACUGACGGCAGUGGAAACAGAUGAGCCUGGAGUGCUUAGUGUGACUUAUACGGUGGAGCUGGACCUGAAGGGGCGAAUGGCGUUGGAACUAUUGCAGCCUGGGUUUUUGGCACAGCGUGUGGCGGCGUUAGCGUCGGUGGACAAGCUGUUGCAGCAGCAGCGACUGAGUAGCAGCCCAUUGCUGGGAGAUUUAGAUAUUUCAACAAAGAAGCGCACGCGUGGUAGCUGCAACUUAUGCUUCCGUCAAUUUGUAGCAUCUGGUGGACUAAUGGAUACGCUGGCGGCAAUCACCAACAUGUCGACCAAAUCCACGCGGUAUAUAUGCCGCAAGUGCGGCGAGGGUGUGUGUCGGCGAUGCAGUGACGACUGGUGGCUGGAUGUGCCAGUUGUAGGACGAACCAAGGUACGCAUCUGCACAGUAUGCUCCGCGGAGGCGAAACAGUCGCACAUUUCGGCGCACACGACACGCGCGGGCACUUGCCCAAUUAGGGUGGCUAAUAAUGAGCCUACAACGGAAGUGGAGGGUAUUACCCAUCCAAAUUUGACGGACCCACAGCCAAAGCGUGAUAGACGGCGUUCAUUGUCAUUGUUGGAUCGUCCAAACGAUGCCACAUCAUUCUUCGCGCAGCAGGAAGAAAUUAAGCGUGACUUGGAGUUGCGGGCAACGGAGCUUAGUCGACGCGUCCAAAUCUGGGAUGAGAUGCAGGUGUACAAUCGUGACUCCAGCUUGCAACCCCACGAUCAGCAACACGUACAAAAAAAGCUAUUGCGUAAGCAACGUGAGCAUGAAGUAGAGCAGCGCAAUCGAAAGCUGGAGCAGCCUCUCAGCCGUGUUCCUUCUUUAUGUUUGGGUGAGCAGGAAGAAGAGAAGGAAGAACCUGAGGCCGAAACAACGCCUCAAGACCAGCAAGACCGAAAUGAUUUGAAGAGCGAGAAUGAUAAAUUAGAUCGUCAACGGCGCCUUGACUUAUACCCAUCAUUUAUGUCAUCAGGGGCCAGUAGUACUCAGGGGCAUAGCGAUACCGAGAGACAAGAUGUUAUCCGGCUCACAGCUGAGGCCGGUUCGCGACUGUCGUUGGAUUAUUGCGACAGCGAUUUGUCAGACUACGAAGAGCACACUAUUAAUGACUUGGGUGAAAUCCGCACUACCACGGACAUUGGACGUUGGUGGCAAGAACGACAGCGUGCUAGUGUGGCUGGUGAGGAAGCAAAGCUUGGACUUGAAGAAACUAUCUUACUCGUUCCAUCGCCCAGGAAGGCUAAGCGAGGCAUUAGUGUUGUCGAUGAAGGAAAAUUCAAAGUUUGCCAAACGCAGCAGCAGCCUGCACCGAUGGCAUCAGUAAAGAAGCAGGAGAUGGUUGACUUGUUUAAUCACUGGAAGCAAGAGUCUACAAACGAGAUGCAGCACCACAGACACAACAACAACCCCAUUCAGCGGCGGCAGUUGCAAGAGUUUGAAGAGCAGGUGCAAUAUCAGGAGGAGCAGGCACGUCGUCGUCAGCUGUCUGAUUUUGAGGAGAUGGCCCAGUAUCAGGAGGAGCAGGCUCGUCGCCGACAAAAGUCUGCGGGAUCUUCAGUUUGCCGACCUGAGUUCCAAAACAAGUGUCAGCCCGCUGAGUCAGCACUGCAGCAGAUUCAGCAGCGCCAGAAGAAGCUGGAGUAUCUUCUUCAGCAGACACGCGAGGACGACCUACCUGUGGCUAGGGCACAGAGCAGUGCCCAGCUUUCCAUCGAUGCACAGUCCUCUCUCGCCGUCAAGGAGCGGUACCUCCAGCAACAGAGGCAGCAGCAGCUUGAUUUGGCUGCCGAAAAGCAGCUCUACCUUUACUCCAACGAAGCGCUCGACCAAAGUUCUGGAGACGACGUCGAAUUGAUGGAGAGUUCACAGGGCGAGUGGAUUCCAAUCGACGAGGCACGGGCCAAUAAAGCAAAAGCAACGUCAAGGACAUCUUUGGUGAGCUUACCCAGACACGGCCCGGGAUUUUGCAGUGAUUGCGGGUCUCCUGAAUCUACGGGAGAAAAAGGUUUGGUGAAGCCAGGCUGCAAGUGCAGCGCUAGUGCAGUAACGUCGACCAAAGCUGCUGGCACUGUUCUAUUUGACGGCAAAUGGAAUAGCGGUUCAAUGCCUCAGGCAGCAUCGUAG